This is a messenger RNA of Mesitornis unicolor (brown roatelo), 602 nucleotides long. RefSeq names its product proline rich 5 (renal) (gene PRR5). The transcript is spliced from 5 exons. Gene Ontology annotation, cellular component: TORC2 complex. The annotation marks the transcript as partial. Lineage: Eukaryota; Metazoa; Chordata; Aves; Mesitornithiformes; Mesitornithidae. Gene Ontology annotation, biological process: TORC2 signaling. The record is from RefSeq and is a predicted model, not a curated record.
UAACUGGAGUUGACUCUAAAUGUGAUUCCUGUGGGUUGACUGCUGUAAGCCUUAUUCACGCAAAGCUGCAUUUUUUUUUGCAAGGGACUGACUUUUUUUCAACCAAGUCAUAUCGCCUGUCAAGAAUUUUCAUGUGACUCUUGGAAAGCUGCUGCAGUCUUCCCUAUUUGCUAUUCAGUCCUGUUUUCUUCUCCCUUUAGCAGUUUCUUUUUUGAACAGCAAACGGAGGGAACUGCUCGCAUUGCUGCUGCCGCUGCCACUGCCGCUGCCCCAGCCGCGUGUGUGUGUGUGUAAACAGGAUGGUGUAUCUGUAGCCGCCACGCGCAAACACACAUUUGACCAUGAGGACUCUUCGCAGGUUGAAGUUCAUGAGUUCGCCCAGCCUCAGUGAUCUGGGCAAGAGAGAGCAGGCAGCCUUGGAUGAGCGGGGGACCCAGCAGCGACGGGCCUGCUCCAACGCUACCUGGAACAGUAUCCACAAUGGAGUAAUAGCAGUGUUCCAGCGUAAGGGUCUCCCGGACCAUGAACUUUACAACCUCAAUGAAGGAGUCAGGCAAUUAUUGAAAACAGAACUGGGAUCCUUUUUCACUGAAUAUCUUCAG